AUGGACGAUGGAGCCGACGCACUUGCAAGGCGUGCUCAGCGGUUUGGAAAGGCUCCAGCUGCAGAAGAGGGGGUUGAACAUGUAGACGAGGAAGCUAGGUUGACCGAACUUAUUCAACUGCGGGCCCAAGAGAGGAAAGAAGCCGAACAACAGGGAGUUUUGUCCACAGGAAAGACGAGACUCGAAGAGGCUAAGGAUCUGGUUGGGAUAUGUCCUGGGAUGAUUUCAGAGUACCAAUACCUGUGGCGGAAACUGCGAUACAAUAACAUCCAUUCUCUCGAAAAGGACGAGCAUGGCGUACCACAGUGGUAUCUGACUAUUAAAGAUUAUGCCCGGUCUGCAGCUGGGAACGAACAAGAGCUGCCAAGUGAUGUUCGACCACCAGAUGUACUUCUCAGAACAACCGACUAUCUUCUCUCCCAUCUGCUCUCCACACACCCAUUCACAGCUGUUAACCAGGCGUUUAUACGAGACAGAGCCCGUGCAAUAGUUAAAGACUUUACCAUGCAACACGUCAGGAAUGCGCCAGCUAUCGAGGCCCAUGAACGCAUUGUCCGUAUGGCAGCUAUAAGCAUGCACGUCUUUCGGGACCAAAGACAACCAGACGGACCAUUCGAUCAUGAUGGAGAGCGAAAACAAUUUGUCAAUGCCUUAUCAUCACUGACCCAAUUCUACACCGACUCCCGUACACCCACCCUCCCCAAAACCUUUAUCUCGCCAACACACACAUCUCCAAAUGAACCAGAACUCCAAUCGUACUGGCACGCAUUCUCCAUCCGCAAACCCCCCACCCUUCACGGCCUUCCGAUAGAUGUAACGACUCAUCCGCUCUUCACGUUGACCAGGAACAUGAUCAAGUUAUGGGACCAAAGCACUCGACUGAUCAAGGAGGUCGAAGGGAUGUUACUCUCCCCUUCUGAACGCGCAGCCAAAGAACGCGCAGAAGCCAACAAGGGUGUACACCGUUUCAAGAGGCCUGUUACGCCCGACCCGGCUGAAGCAGCACUAGUAGAAGGAGACGAAGGGUGGAAGCCACAACGAUUCGACUAUCCGCCAACGUUUGCGUUUCCUGCGUUGGCGCUCUUGAGGGUAAUUGCGGAUCCGGGUGUACCAUGGGUGUUGGCUGCGGUGUUUGAGGCUAGCGCGCUGGAUGAGUUGAGGGCGAGAGCAUUGUGGGAGAUUUGGCAAGUUCGGAGAGGGGGGGAUGUCACCGUUCUGGAACUGGUCGAACAACUUGGUUUCGACACACCCGAGGACGUCCGGACACUCGUGGACGCGAUCGCCGAAGCAUCAGGUCGCAACGUACGUCGUCUAAGACCUAAAGGAGCGGGAGCAGAGGUCAAAGCUUAUCGCUUGGUGGGAAGUAUGAAAUUUCCAACGCAUUUCCACAAGGUCGGAAGAAACGUCCGGUUGAUAGAUAGUAAACGUCCAGCCGGAUUAGAGUUGGCACAGGUCGUCAAUCAGAGCUGGGAGAAAUCCACAAAUGGCUAUGACCUCCCACAAGACGACAUACCCGAGCUCACAUUCCCCGAGCGAAUUGACAUCGAACCUGGAGAUACACAACCUAAACCGGCCUUGAACAGACUGGAAUCAAGUAGGACCGGCACGCCUGCUAAUGCUACAGGUGGCGGGGUGUUUGCUGGGUUUGGAGCAGUGGGCAAGCCGGGGAAUGCUUUUGGGGAAGCAAAGGCCGGGAAUACGUUUGGAGAGGGAAAACCGGUAAAUGUCUUUGGCGAGACGAAACCUCCAAACAUCUUUGGUAGGCCCGAAUCGAAACCCAGUAACCCCUUUGGAACGGCUUCGACCAGCUCGUUUGGUGUCCCUUCUGCGAAUCCGUUUGGGAAACCAGCAACCUCUGCCCCGACUGCGAAUCCAUUCGGCGCUGGUUUGUCGUCUUCAUCAUCGUCGGCUUCUGCAUUCGGAGCUGGCGCUUCGGCGUUUGGUGCGGGGUCAAAUGCGUUUGGAGCCGGAGCCACCGCGUUCGGAGCCGGCUCAUCGGCAUUUAGUGCAGGUCCUUCAGCCUUUGGCGCUGGUUCACUUGUUGCAUCGGGUACCAAAUCUUCUGAACCUAUGAAACCAUCACCCGAGCCGACCAAGGCUUCCCAACUCGCAAAAAUCGAUAGUCCCUCGGGGUCGAAGCUUUCCCCUUUUGCAGCGAGCUUUGUUCCCAAGUUCGGGUUGACUGGGUCGUUGCCUGUUCCUACACCCGCAAAACCAGCUCCGGUCGAGAGCGAGGUCACUUUAGAUGACACAAGUACUACCCAGCAUGAGGAAGAUGGAACUGUGGGAGUGACGGAAGAAGAGGAAGAAGAACUGGAAAGGGCAAUAGAGGAGGAAAUGGCAAGAAUGGCGGAGGAAGAGACCGCGAGAAAACUUGUCGCCCAGCAAGAAGCGGCCAAAGCAGCGCGAGAAGCAAAACUUCGUGAUAAACUCGAAGCUGCGAGAAAGGAGGAAGAGAUCCGCAAGAAAAAGGCCGAAGAGGAGCGGGCGAGGAAGCAAGUAGAAGAGGAAAGGAGACGGGCAGAGGAGGAACAACGACGGUUAGAGGUGGAGCAACAUCAACUUGCAGAAGAACGAGCACGUUUGGAAGCAGAACGCCUUAGACAGUUAAGGCUCGAGACACUCCACUCUACAACAGCUGAACUCUUAUUCGCUGAUAUCCUCGAAAUCCUUGUGGUUCCAGAGGUUCAACACGCCAUUCAGAAAGAGAAACAAAAUCGAUUCAUACUAGCCAAGGCAUUCGAGCACUGGGAAUUCCGAGUUGCGAAACGGAUCAAGCGGAGGCGGGUGUUGGAUAAUAUGGGAUUGGGGCGAGUAGGUGUGGCUGGUGCGGCUGAAGAAGUUGGGGAAUUGUUCGAUGAGGAUGAGAUCGAAGAUGAAGAUUCUUCGUUUGUUCGGGAACGAAGGCGGAUUAGCUUCAGGGAGGAAAGGAAUGAUGCUGACUUGGCUGCUGCCAUGGCCAAGGCUGCGGCAGAACGCGAAAGGUUAUGGGCUCCCGGAGUGUUUUUGGAUAUUAUCAAGGAUACGGUCACCAGCGUUGCAAAACAACAGAACAAGAAUCUUGACGAGAUACAAGGGUGGGAUGUUUGGUUAUGCACAAGCGGGGCAAACAAAUCUUCAGCGGAAUGGCUGCGGAAGAAGCUCAAUGCAAGGCCUACUCAGUUGGUUGAUGGGACGGUAUCUGUCGUUUCUAUAACACCCAAGGCUCAUAAGAAGGAAUCGGCUCCUGGGCUGGUUGUGUUUGAGUGCUCACCUCAUUUGGGUGCGGCCAUGAAUGAUCAGGAAUGGAAUGAUGCAUGGUCCGGUGAAGCAAAUCGAAUAGCACGCCUCUUCUCUGCGAUGUCCAAUCACGCAUCAUAUACCCCUUCGCUUAUGUUCGUUCUUUGGUCGACAGACCACGUUGCUCAACAUUCAGAAAUCAUCACACGCAAGCUCAAGCAAGCUGCAUCACACCUGGCUGACGUUUCUAUCCGGGGCGAACCCGCGGUGGCGGUCCUGGUUGAUGAAACUGUGGAAGAGGUAUUCCAAGCGGCUUUAGCGUCGCUCGAACUGGACAUUGAUGGCCAUCAAGUUGUCGAACGAUCGUCUGUGACAGAAUCGCUAUCAAAACAAAUCUCCGUCUGGCACCAAUCGCUUUCGAGUGUUCUCUCCAAAUUGCCUACCUUUGAUGACGAAGUGGACUUGAACGUCCUCCGGACCUCACUACGACAAGUGCGGCACUCGUCACGGCCCUUCCCAGCCCGGUUUUUCUGCGAACGUGUAGCCCAGCUUGUUGACAUCGCUAUAACACCGUCGGUAUCCGGGAACCGACCACGAUUUGAAGUGGCAGCCGCGGAGCGGGUCUUUGAGAGCGCUCUACAGGAGUCCUUGAACGCACUUGAAGCACGUCCCAAAAAGCGCAUGCAGAAUGAAAGUCCAGUUCGUGACAACAAAAAGGCCCGAUUAUCCCCCCGCGCUACUCCGUCCGAUGAAAAUGUGUUCUCUAGCCCGGAACCGGCCAUCGAAAUCUCCGGGGCUGCUAAACUACGUGCUCUGCUGACGAAAACCCGGAACCGUUGGGCGGAGAGCGAUAGUAACGAUUUAUAA
Rhizoctonia solani is the source of this 4086-nucleotide messenger RNA. RefSeq names its product SAC3/GANP domain protein associated with nuclear localization of protein. Gene Ontology annotation, cellular component: cytoplasm; nucleus; transcription export complex 2. Gene Ontology annotation, biological process: mRNA export from nucleus. Bases 1 to 4086 code for a protein of 1361 amino acids. The record is from RefSeq and is a predicted model, not a curated record. Lineage: Eukaryota; Fungi; Basidiomycota; Agaricomycetes; Cantharellales; Ceratobasidiaceae. The transcript has 18 exons.